GGGGGUCACCUCGGCAGCUCGGGGCAGCUGCCCCUAAACAAGGAGGAAGGGGCGAACGUUUGCAAGAAAAAGGAGAGAAGGAACCGCAGCGCUCUGAUUCUUUUCUUUCUUUUUUUUCCCCUCCCCGGCUGGUGGUGGGGGGGGGGGAAUUGAGUUUAAAUUUUGCUUCUCCGCCGCUCCUCCCUCUCCUCCUCCUCCCUCCCUUCCCCCGCCCCCCCCCCUUUUCUAGCUGUCAAGCGGCGGCUCUUGCGCUCCAACCUUCGAAGCAGCUGCAGCCUCCGGAAAAGGCUGGCUGGAGAGAAAGGGAGAGAGAGAGAGAGAGAGCAGGCGGGCCGGUUUUUGGAGACGGGAGCUUGCCUUGGGAGGGAAGCCCCCCGCUCCAAUUCCCCGGAGCCAUGAAGCUGAUCUUGGUGCGCAAAUUCCGCGUCCUCAUCCUGCUGGUUUUCCUGGUGGCCUGCACUCUGCACAUCCUCAUCGACCUCUUGCCUAAGCUGGAGAAGCGAGCCGCGGGGUCGGAAAGCGGGGCGGCGGCCGCCAGCCCGGGCUGUUCUUGCUCUCACACCGCAGCAGCAGCAGCAGCAGCAGCCCAGCCGGGGGGAGAGCGACGCGGCUGGCCCAAGGAACCUCCGCCGCCGUCUUCCUUGGAACCGGAGCCUCCGCCGGCUGCGGCGCAGGAGGAGCCCGGGAGAGCCCAAGCCGGCGCCUCGGAGGCGGCCGCGGCCGCCGCGGGCUGGCCUAGCAAGCACACGCUGCGGCUCUUGCAGGAUUUCAGCAGCGAGCCCAGCUCCAACCUCACCUCGCGCUCCGGGGAGAAAGGCAACGCCGAGCGGAGAGGAGGAGAGGCGCCGCCGCCGCCGCCGCGGAGCUUCAGCACCACCGGAGCGCUCCGCGCGAAAGGGAAAACGAGAGCAAGCGACAGGCUGCAGAACGAGCCCCACUCGCCGCCUUUGCUGCCGCUUUACCGGGAGGAGGAGGAGGAGGAGGGAGAUGAAGAAAGAGCCGCCGCCGCCGCGGCGGUGGGGCCCGCGGGCACCGGCUCCCGCCUGGCCGCGCUCUUCGCCCACCCGCUCUACCAGCUGGCAGUGCCCCCGCUGGACGAGGCUGAUCUCUUGUUCAACGUCAACAGCGACAUCCGAUUUAACCCCAAGGCGGCGGAGAAUCCCGAGUGGCAAAACGAAGGGAAUGAAGAUGAGGACUUCCUACACGGCGAAACGUCUGUCGAUUCCUACCCAAAUUGGCUCAAAUUCCACAUUGGCAUUAACCGGUACGAGCUGUAUUCCAGGCACAACCCGGCGAUUGGCACCUUGCUGCACGAUUUGGCUACCCAGAAAAUCACCAGCGUUGCCAUGAAGUCGGGAGGCACCCAGCUCAAACUCAUCAUGACAUUCCAGAAUUAUGGACAGGCCUUGUUCAAGCCAAUGAAGCAAACGAGAGAGCAGGAAACCCCUCCUGACUUUUUUUAUUUUUCCGACUAUGAGAGACACAAUGCUGAGAUUGCCGCAUUUCACCUGGACAGGAUCCUGGAUUUCCGCCGCGUCCCACCAGUUGCAGGCAGGCUGGUUAAUAUGACCAGAGAAAUAAGGGACGUUACUCGCGACAAGAAACUAUGGAGAACCUUUUUUAUCUCACCAGCCAACAACAUCUGCUUCUACGGGGAAUGCUCCUACUACUGUUCGACGGAGCACGCCCUCUGUGGCAAGCCGGACCAGAUUGAAGGAUCCAUGGCCGCCUUCUUGCCCGACUUGUCUUUAGCCAAACGGAAAACCUGGAGGAACCCGUGGCGACGUUCCUACCACAAGCGCAAGAAAGCCGAGUGGGAAGUUGAUCCGGAAUACUGCGAAGAGGUUAAACAAACGCCACCUUACGACCGGGGAACAAGGAUCUUGGAUAUAAUGGACAUGACUAUAUUUGAUUUUCUGAUGGGUAAUAUGGAUCGACACCAUUACGAGACCUUUGAGAAGUUUGGAAAUAAUACUUUUAUUAUCCACUUAGACAACGGAAGAGGGUUUGGGAAAUAUUCUCACGAUGAACUGUCUAUCUUGGUGCCUUUAAAUCAGUGUUGCCGAAUACGGAAGUCCACCUACCUGCGUUUACAGCUCCUGGCCAAAGAGGAGUACAAACUGAGCCAGCUGAUGGAAGAAUCUUUGCUGGAGGACAAAAUCGCCCCCAUCUUGUACCAACUGCACCUCGAAGCCAUGGACCGGAGGCUCCGGAUAGUCCUGAAGGCCAUCAGGGACUGUAUAGAGAAAGGAAGUUACAACAAGGUGGUGGAGAAUGACUUUGCCUCCCCGAGGAGCACCGUCACGACCGAGAGGUAGUGACAACGGACACGCCAUCCUUCAACGCCGCUGAAGAAAGAUCAACACGUCGACCAAGCCACCCAACCCAACAGUCUCGCGAAAGACUGUGCAUAGGCCAACGUUUGAAUUCAGUGAAUUCAGGAAUCGCUCUUCUAAUUGUUCUCCAAGUAGCUAAGGCGUAGACUCUGCAACAGAUAUUAAGACUGAGAGUAACAGGUAGCUCUGCCGUCAACUGUCCUCGGGGCAAUCCACGUGUUCUCCGUGGGCGCGGUCUCCCACCUGCCGUGUUUUUGUUCCCCAUCCAGCCUCACUUGACUUAGGUUCUAAAUUAUUCUCCAUCAUCAGCGAGGGCUUUGGAGUCCACCUGUGGGCGGAGCUUCUGGCAAGCCCCACCUCCCCCCACCCCCGUGCUUUCAUUUCUCCAAGCGGCCAGUGAUUUCACAGCCCCCUCUUCUUUCUCCUUCCUGAUCCUUAAGCACAAGUGGCAACACCACCACCACCCCUGCACAUAUAGACACACUCCCGCUGGGAAGACCCAGUAGGAAAUGCUAUCACGUCCUCCAAAUAUCCUGGAGCCGACUUCAUCUGCAGGACAAGGAACUCCCUUGUCCUCGUCGCAGUUUUCCAAAUAGAA
Thamnophis elegans (Western terrestrial garter snake) is the source of this 2934-nucleotide messenger RNA. It is a transcript of the gene FAM20C, whose product is annotated as FAM20C golgi associated secretory pathway kinase. Gene Ontology annotation, molecular function: protein serine/threonine kinase activity. Gene Ontology annotation, cellular component: Golgi apparatus. The record is from RefSeq and is a predicted model, not a curated record. Gene Ontology annotation, biological process: protein phosphorylation. Lineage: Eukaryota; Metazoa; Chordata; Lepidosauria; Squamata; Natricidae.